Dimorphilus gyrociliatus is the source of this 1166-nucleotide messenger RNA. The record is from the annotation of a GenBank genome assembly. Lineage: Eukaryota; Metazoa; Annelida; Polychaeta; Dinophilidae.
CAUUACUUGCGUAAUCUGCUAUCAUUAACUACAACAUGGCGGCUUUAAAAAGACUUUCUCAUGUCAUGAAGGCAACAACAUCUAAUCUACAAUUUGUUAGAGCCUUACAGACAACUCCAGCAUCAUUCAAUUUGAAGCGGCACCAAGUAACUAUGAUCCCUGGCGAUGGCGUAUUUCCUGAAUUAAUGAAUUAUGUAAAAGAAGCUUGUGAAGCUGCUGGUGCAGGUAUUGAUUGGAGAGUUAUAUGGGCAUCUGAAACUGGAGCAUCUCAAGGUUUCGGAGCUGAUGUUAAAGAAGUUUUGGACUCUUGUCAUGCUACAAAAGUUUGUCUUAAGGGAAUUAUUUCUUCCCCUCAUACCGUUGGAGCCGAGGGCCUACUAGCAACCCUUAAUAUGAGAAUUAGAAGAGGACUAGAUCUUUUUGCGAACGUUGUCCGUGUUAAAUCCGUACCCGGAUUUGAAACUAGGCAUAAAGAUAUCGAUGUUGUCAUCAUUCGGGAGCAAACUGAGGGAGAAUAUUCUGCUUUAGAACAUGAAUCUGUACCAGGAGUCAUAGAAUCACUUAAAAUAAUUACAAAAAAAAACUCUGAAAGAAUCGCUCGAUUUGCUUUUGACUAUGCAACUCGUCACAAUAGAAAGAAGGUCACAGCCGUUCACAAGGCUAACAUUAUGAAACUAGGAGACGGCCUCUUUUUGGAUUGCUGUCAUGAAGUUUCCAAACUUUACCCUCAUAUUGAGUUUGACAAUCUCAUCAUUGACAACUGCUGUAUGCAGUUAGUAUCAAACCCUAACCAAUUUGAUGUUAUGGUUAUGCCCAAUUUAUAUGGCAAUAUUUUGGAUAAUCUGGCCUCUGGUUUGGUUGGAGGAGCAGGUGUUGUUCCAGGAGAGAGUUAUAGCAAAAAAGUCGCUGUGUUUGAGCCUGGAGCAAGACAUGCUUUUGCCGAAGCUGUUGGUAAAAAUUUGGCGAACCCAACAGCUAUUUUAUUAUGUACCUCUAACUUAUUACAUCAUAUUAAUCUGGACAAGUCUGCGCAAGCGAUUCGCAAUAGCGUGGAACACGUUAUCAAAUCAGGAAAAGUACGAACUCAGGAUAUGGGUGGAUAUGCGACAACCUUAGAGUUUAUGACUGCAGUUCUAGCACAGAUCCGCAGAGAAGCAGCAAAUUAA